CCCUUCCGCCCCGCCUCACCCCGCCGGCCGCCGGCCCCGCCGCAGCCCCCCGGCCCCGGCCCGGCUCCGCGGCCCCGUCCGGCUCCUCCGGCUCCGCAGCGGCGAGCGGGGCUCCGGCACGUGACAGCGCCCGGCGCCCCCAUAGGCUGGGGCUGCCGGGCAACGUGGGCCCGCCCCCUCCCUGCACCUGAGAGAGAGCCUUACGCCAUCUGCGUAGGGGGAUGCCGGGCCGCCGCGCUAAUUCCGUAGCGGCGCGGAACCGGCGGUUUCCUCCCGCCGGGAGGAAAGCGCAGGAGGGAAGCUAGCGCAAGCCUUACGGAGUUGACGUAAAGGUCCUCGGCUCGGCCCGUUUCCUACCUGAGGCCGCUACUCCUUGCGUAAACUGCGCAGCUCCCCCCCGCCGCCCGGGCUCUCCGCGGCCGCGAGAGCUCCCGCGGCUACGAGGGUUAGGAGCAGCCGGGCCUGCACGGGGGAGCGUCACUUGCGUAAAGCCCCUCAAAGAGAGAUCAAGACAGAUGUGUUUGGGUUAGCUUUAUGCUGCCCUGCGAUAAUUCUUCCUAAUCCCAGACUGUUCUGGAGCAGACGGGCAUUGCCGUGAAGUUGAAGAGCGCGCCCCGAGUACUAUUGUCCGUCAGACUCUUCAGAGAAGUGCUAGCGUGCCAAAGCCUUUAGAGGCCAUCAAGCAGAUUUUGUUUCAGACAUAUUGAUGAACUCCCGUGCACAUUCAGCACACCAGUUAGCAGAGCUAAAGAUUCAAGCACUUGUGUUGCAGAUCAAUAUCACCUUCUGCAGAAGCUCAGCAGAAGCUUGCCUGCUGUUGCAAGUAGAAAAUGUGCAUAAACUAUGCUCCCUAAGAGAAAUGGAACAAACCAGAUCUUCCCUCAGGGCAGAGAGAAGUGCUGAAUCCCUAAAAACCUCUGCCUACCCUUGUCUCUGGUCCAGUUAUGCAGUUAGAAGCAGAUGUGUGGGACUGGGCCUGAUUUAAGUCUGCAAGGAUCACAGAAUUAAGGUUUGUUAAGCAAUCUGACAAAUGGAUAGUGAUGGAAACACCAGGAUUUAGCAUCUCAGCAAAAUGAAAUGUCUGCCCGCAUGCCAGUGCAUGCUGCAGUAAUCCUUGCAAGGCUGCCAGACCCUCUUAUCCACAUGACAGCAGAUCCAGCAACUUCUGCACACCCAGUUGAGCCUCUAUCAGAAGAUUGCGAUUGAUCCUCAUCUGGAAUUUGUCUGUAAAUACAGACUGAUACAGAAGCCAGCAUCCUAGAAACGACCCCAGGCCACCUCAGUCCCCAAGCCAGUUCUGAGCGCCUGUCACAGAUAUGGAGGAGACACCAGGAACUUCAUACUCUGAAAAUAAUAGCAGCUGUUCCUCAUCCCCAUGUGAAAAUGGUGGGAGCUGUAAGGAUUUGGAAGUGGGUUACCAGUGCACCUGCCCUGUGGAGCCUGUAGCCUACAUGGGCAUAAACUGUGAACUCCUCUAUGAUGCAUGCAUUAAACACGAGUGUCUUGCGCAUAGGAUUUGUAACGGGGCUCCAGGACUCAUGGAAUAUGAUUGCAUCUGUAUGCCUGGCUUCACAGGUAUUGAUUGUAACGUUAAUAUUAAUGAGUGUGAGAGCGACCCAUGUAAAGAUCCUCGUUUUGAAUGUGUAGAUAGUGUAAAUGGAUACACCUGUAAAUGCCAAACAGGACUGAAUGGCGAAGGCUGCCAAACAGAAAGCUCUGUGUGCUCUAGCCACCCCUGCCUAAAUAAUGGAACAUGUGUCGAGGGUCCGGGGAACUAUACCUGCAUCUGCCCACCUGGCUUCACCGGGGCCAACUGCAGAGACAACAUUGAUGAGUGCAUCUCCAACCCCUGCCAGAACGGAGCCAUCUGCCGAGACAGGGUGAAUGAGUAUAGCUGUUUCUGUGUGCCUGGGUUCCAAGGAUACAACUGUGAAAUAGACAUCAACGAGUGUGCAUCCCGGCCCUGUAAAAACAAUGGCACCUGCCUGAAUGAGAUGGAUCACUAUUUGUGCAAGUGCAUCCCCGGCUACACAGGUGUGAACUGUGAUGCUGAAAUAGAUGAAUGUGAUUCAGAGCCUUGCCAGAAUGGGGCCCUGUGCAGUGAUCAUGUAGGGUUCUACACCUGCACCUGCGCACCAGGUUACCAAGGAAUCCAGUGUGAGGUGGACAUCGAUGAAUGUGCGAGCCAGCCGUGCCAGCACAAUGGGACGUGUCGUGACCUCGUUAAUAGCUACCGUUGUGACUGCAGUGACACGGGCUUUGAGGGGGACCACUGUGAGUUGGAUAUCCUGGAGUGUGCCUCUGAACCCUGUCUGAACAGUGCCACGUGUGUGGAGGGAAUAAAACACUACAGCUGUGCCUGCUGGCCAGGUUACACGGGGCAGCACUGUGAAGAGGAUGUGGAUGAGUGUGCAACAGAUCCCUGUCACAAUGGAGGUGUGUGCUUUGAGCGAUCCAACCAAGCCUAUUACGGAACACGACCUGACUUUCCCAGUAACUUCAGCUACAGCCAAGCAGCUGGUUUCCUCUGCUCGUGCCAGCCAGGCUUUACAGGGGAGACCUGCUUUAUUAACAUUGAUGAGUGCGAGUCCCAGCCGUGUCAGAAUGGAGGGCUCUGCGUGGACCUUAUUAACAGCUUCCUUUGUCAGUGCCUGCCAGGUUAUUCAGGUGUGGAAUGUGCUGUUAACAUCAAUGAGUGUGAGGGUCGUCCCUGCAAGAAUGGAGCUGUCUGUGAGGAUGGCAUUGCUGACUAUACCUGCCACUGUGCCCCUAGCCAGGAUGGCAUUAUAUGGGGAGGGAAGAACUGCUCUGUCAAGCUCACUGGGUGCCAGACGCAUGACUGCCAAAAUGAGGCCUUGUGCAUCCCAACCUACCAAGCUGAGAGCCACGGCCACCUGUGCCAGUGCCAGCCUGGUUUCUAUGAUGCCACAUGCUCAACACCAACAACGUUUUCCUUUGCUUCCAGAGGGUAUCUCCUCAUUGAGCUGCCCGUGAACAAUCAGAGCAGGAGGGAUGUAGCAGAUCAGCUUGCCAGCGUGUCCCUCCGGUUCCGAACCACCUUGCCCAGCGCUAUCCUUUUUUACCGAGGCCAUGAAGCUGAAUACUUGUUCCUGGAACUCUUUGAUGGCAUUCUGUGUGCCAGACUGAAGAAGGAGGAUGUUGGGUACCCGCUGCUUCUGGAGGGGCUGAGAGUUGAUGAUGGCCAGUGGCAUAAAGUUGAAGUUGUUCUGCACAGCACUGUGCAGCUAAAGCUCUGGCAUGACUCUUGUGAUGCAGGUGUCUGCCUGCAGAGCUCUCCUGUCCCGCAUGGCACCGCUUUGAUCCCGCACGCCUUCCUGAACAUGUAUGUUGGAGGUGCUGAGGAUCCAAUGGCCAACAACACACAGAGCCAGCAAGGCUUUGUCGGCUGCCUGGAAGACUUUCAGGUAGAUGCUGUGGCUGUGCUCCCGGUGGAUCUGCCUGUGGGUGAGUCCUCCCCAGUGAAGCGGGGCUGUGACCGGACAGAGUGGUGCCUCUCCCAGCCCUGCUUUCAUGGCGGGCUCUGCGUGGACCUUUGGGCAACCUUCAGGUGCGACUGUUCUAGGCCGUACGGAGGCCCAGCUUGCUCGUACGAGCGUCCAGCAGCAACAUUUGGCCUAGAGAAUUCCACCAGCUUUGCCUCUUUCACCCUUUCUGAGAGCCUUGGUGCAAACUUCAACAUCUCCUUUUUCAUUCGUAGUUGGAAACCUAACGGUUUGCUCUUGCAAAUCAGCAACGAAACUGACCCCUGCCUCACCAUAUACUUGAGGAACGGCAAGCUGCAGAUAGAGAUGUUAUCUACGGAUCCUGUCAUGUUUCCAGAAAAUGUAGUUGAUGGGAGAAGACACUUGGUAGCUCUGUCUUUCCAAGGAGGCAUUGUUGGUGUUCACCAGUCAGAUGCAUAUCUGGAGCUAGGGCAGCUCGUAGCAAGUCCUCUCUUAGCUGGUUAUGAAGUCCAUAUUGGUGGACAUCCUGACCCAGGCAGCGCUGAUAUGUGGGGAGGCUAUUUUAAAGGCUGUUUGCAAGACAUCCAACUGAACAGCCACCAAAUAGAGUUUUUUCAGGAUGAGAACUACAGUCUGCCCCUGGAGCUCAAUAGGACUCAAAGUGGCAAUCUUGUGAAUGGUUGCAUCUCUGAUAACACCUGCAAGUCUGAACCGUGUCAGAACGGUGGCAGAUGCAUUGUCACUUGGAAUGAUUUCCAUUGCAGCUGCCCUGCAAAUUUUACUGGGAAAUUUUGUGAAGAGAGAGUCUGGUGUGCAAGUGACCCAUGUCCUCAAGCUACCACCUGUAUAGAUGUUCUAGCAGGAUAUGUGUGCCUGGCUAAUGCAACAUUUAAUAGUUAUGCUGCCAUUGAAUUUACCACCAAUACAUCAGUGACCAGAACUCUGAGCAGCCUCCACGUGGAUUUCAGAACCAGGGAUGAAGAUGCUGUUUUGCUUCGGGCUGUGGAAGAAGUGGAUUCUCUCCAGAUAGCCAUUAAGAACUCCUCCCUGCUCGUUGACAUCAGAAGCGGGAACAGCAUCGAAGGUGUCAGCUUCCUGAGCCAGAAGUCCGUCACGGACGGUGCCUGGCACACCAUCUCUGUGUCUAUGGAGGAGCCAUCUGCGCUUUCUUCCAGAUGGCUGGCUCGUUUGGAUGGGUCUGAUAACAUGACUCUGCAGGGGAACGCUGGCAGCCUGGACUUCCUAAAGAACAAUGUGCUGAUUGUUCUAGCUGAAAAUUUCACUGGCUGCCUAGGACAGGUGAAGAUAGGGGGGAUCUACCUGCCGUUCACUGCCCACCUCCCGUACCCCCAGCCCGAACAGUUCCAGCAGUCCAGCAGAGGCACCAUCCAGCUGGGCUGCACUGGGGCUGAUGUUUGUGCUUCCAGCCCUUGCCUCAAUGCUGGCACCUGCAAGGACUUGUUCAAUUCCUUCAGCUGUGCCUGCAGCGCUGGCUGGGGGGGGCUGCUGUGCGAGUCUAACAUUGAUGACUGCCAGUCAAGCCCAUGUGUUCAUGGGGACUGUGUCGAUGCCAUAGCAGAUUUUCAGUGUGACUGCUUCCGGGGGUACAUCGGGAAGAAGUGUGACAUCAACGUCGAUGACUGCGUGCGGCACCAGUGCCUAAACGGAGCUACCUGCAUUGAUGGGGUUUAUGGCUACUCCUGCAAGUGCCCUCCUCAGUAUUCAGGACCUCGCUGCGAAUGGCCAUUCCCACCCGAGCAAUGCGGUAAAAACUUCACCUGUCUGAAUGGUGGCAAGUGCGUCAGCGAGAGCUGGGGAGCCAAUUGCACUUGCAAGCCAGGUUUCACUGGAAGGAACUGUCAAAUUAAUAUAAACGAGUGUGAUCCAAACCCUUGCCAGAACGGAGGUACGUGUCAAGACUCUGAGAACAAAUACGAGUGUCUGUGCAGCAGCAGCUACACGGGAGAGCGCUGCGACAUUAACAAAGGGACUCCAGGUGCUCUCUUCCCCUCCCCACUAAUUGAAGUAGCUGUCCCUGUAGCCUGUGGCUCUUUACUGCUGCUCAGUAUUGGGCUCAUAUUCAUGAUUCUCACUGCAAGGAAGCGGCGGCAGUCAGAGGGAACCUACAGUCCGAGUCAGCAAGAAGUGGCAGGAGCUCGGCUGGAGAUGGACAGUGUCCUAAAAGUGCCACCUGAAGAGCGGUUAAUAUAGGCACUACCGUGACAAGGAGAUGCACCCGCAAGGUCUGCUCUGACCUUGGUCUCUUUCCAGCACUUGCAGCAGCAGAUCCACCCUAUCUCAGUUUCCUUAAGGCACAGUAAUGAAGACAUGGACUUAGAAGUACAAGGCAGACGGUAUAUGCUGGUCCAGCUGGUUUCAGUUACUGGAGUGAGUUGCACACCCCUGGCUCAAGGCGAGCCGCUUUUAACCCCUGUCUUCCCUGCCCCACAUGGUCACCUGCGCAGGAGCUGCUGGGGUGCACCUGCUCUGAAGUUGCUCUGGCUCCAGUCCACCUUUCAGGCAGCAGUGGCGUACUUAAAUCUGCUUUAAAAGGCAGGGUGAAGUUAGGCACUAAUUUGCAGAUUAAGAGCUAUAUAUACUUUCAAGGAGCGAUGAAUAGAGGGUAUUUAUGAUUGGGUUGUAUAUGCUGUUCUGUCGUUGUCACUGAAAUGCAUGCAAAGCUUUUUCAGCUCAGGUGUACAAGUUUUUCACAAGCAGUCAGUCUGCAACAGCAACAGCAGCUGUGACCUCCUGCCCUGAGACAGCCACAGCGUUACAGGGCUGGUCAGGCAUUACCGACAUCACUGGACCAAUCCAUGUCUUGUGACGUGAUCGCUGUUAGACAUUCCCACGGGUACCGCACAGGACCGGUGCCGCCAGACCGCUGGGGCUUUGUGGGCCAGUGCCGGAGCGAGCUGUGGUACCUGUUGCCAAAUGCUAAACUUACGGCUUUGGGGGGGGAGGGGUGAGCAGGGAAAGGGUCACCAGCUGCUUCUGUACGCCCUGGACUCUGGUGUGACAUAGCGGGGACAGUGACGGGGAAGCGCUGCUCUAGCGCUGCUUAGAGCGAGGCGCUGGGGAUGGGGCUGAGGGGUGCGAAAUGCAGCACUGUCCCCGCUGGUGCGCUGAGUAACACCCUCUUCUACCGCAGCAGCCACUGUGGGUGCAUCUUAGCAACCCCUCGGUUGUGGGAGCAGUCGGGGCUGCAGGGGCUGCCCUCCUCCUCACAGUUGCUGCAGCCACGGCCAUUGCCAUGAAGAGGAGGCGAGCGACUCAGGGAACGUACAGCCCAAGCCGUCAAGAAAAAGAUGGGGCUCGCGUGGAAAUGUGGAACGUAAUCAAGAUGCCACCGACCGAGCGGCUGAUAUAAGGACUGGGGACACCCAACAGGGGCCGUGUCAUCCUUUAACAAUCCUGGAACUGCUGCAGCGUCUCUGUCUUAGGUCUUGAGCUGUGUUUUUGUAGGCCAGGUCUGUAUGGCUUUAAGCUACUUCAUCGGCUACCGGUGCCUGCCUGCUGCUGCUUGGCACUAAGACGCCACUGCUUGAACAAGCUCGGUUAUUGCAGCUCAUCCAGUAAAUGAGCGUAUGAAGUUGGGCUGUCAGCAAGAACAGUGACGUCUGGGCGGGCUGGAGGGGCCAGUGGAGGCGAGGAAGCACGCUGGGGCUGGGGCAGCAGAGGGCAGGUACGCAGAAACACUGAAAGAAUGCAAUACCCUGUGUCACCUGCAAGAGAUGGCCGUUUGUCCGUCUGUGCUGUGCUCUACCUUGCUGCUCAUGCCGCUCCCUCAGUCAGGUGAGGCCUCACAGCCCUUGAACCUGCCACACCAGGCACUCAACGUACACGGCAACGCGCGAAUAAGCGAGGCAGGUCUGAUUAAUGGGAAUUAAACCCUUGUAGUAAGAAAUAAUGUGAAAAGUGUUUCUGGUUCAGCAAACGUGCCGGUGCCCCCUCUGCAAAGCUAAGCCAGGUGACUGACUGAUGGGAGACGGUUCCUAGGGCUGCUGCCAUCCUUCCAUAGCUAGGCCAUCGCUAGCAUUACAUGACCAGAAAAUAAGUCCCACUCUGCUAUAGUAGACACCUUCUAAAUCUUUUCCUAAGACUAGACUUAAAAAAAAGAAAAAUCUUAAGUGCCUUCCUGAGACUGAGUUGCCAGUUACAGUAUUAACUGUCUUGAAAGGAGCGUGUUUAUAUGUAGAAAAACUGAUCACUGGCUUCGAUCAGUCUUUGCCACGAGGCUGGAUGGUUCUGCCCCCCGUUCACAGCUGUGGCACCUGCCCUCCCCACAGGCUUAGAGAGCGCAUGGUUGAACACCAGGUGAUGCUUGAGUGAGGAGGAGGAUUUCAAGCCCUGCACCUCUCGGGACAGACAGGUUUGGGCUUGUCAGUACCGAAGAGCUGAAUUUAGUUAACUCACAUCGUGACCUUUAACACAAAACCGGGGUGCUGGUGGAGUGAGACACACACCAGUCAUUUUCCACAUUGGCCUAAAAAGGCUAUUUAUUCUGUGGCUUUCCCUCGCCUUUGUUACUGUUACAGCUGUUAAGUGUGCUAUUUCGGCUUUAGCAUAACGUGGCAGAGCCUGUGGAAAGAAAUGCAGCUGAGCAGGCCCAAUAAGGGCUAAACUCUUUAGCAUUUCAGGAUAAUUACUACAACUAUCAAUGAGAAAUAUUUUAGAAAACAGCAUCUGCUUUUUUAUCUCCAAAAUAUAUUAAUAAGCAGGGUGUGAAUCCGCCCACUGUAGCUAAUCACCACCAGAAAAAAUGCUAUUCGGUUUUGCUCUUGGAUGUUUGUUGUUUUGGUUUUUUUCCCCCCCCCUUUACUGUAGCUGUAACUUUUUCUGCAAUUCUAAGCAAAGGGAAGAGUACAAAGCCACUGAUCAGGUCUGUCUGCUUGAAAACCAGGUCUUCUGCACGCUUGUGACUGCUGCUGGGAGACAAAGAAUGAAACUUUUGGAAAAUAGGAAAAAAAAAUCAAACCAUUGUGAGACAAGACAAUUGUGUGUGUGAGAUCACUUUCCCUCGAAUACUGAGGAAAAGUCGAAGGAGCAAGUAGUGACCCCACCCUGGCUACGGCUUGGGAAGGCGUUGGACAUAGUGCUGAUAGGGAAAGAAAUGACCUAUCUUCAGUCCGGUGAGCUUGCUAGCGCUUUUAUUUAUUUGUUAGUAAUAACACUGCUGUUACUUCUAAUAGGAGUGGUUUGCGCCGUGUAUUUUCCAGCUGCUCUUUCGGAAGGUGUAAUCCCCUCUCAGAACGGAGGCAGCUGUAGUGCCCAGCCCCCUUGGUGCCGGGGAGCUGCUACACCGCGCGCCUUGGGAAAAGGGUGAGUGUAGUUUUGCUCAGCAGCAUUCGUGCAGCAGAGGAUAAACAGCCAAAGCAGGCGGCGCUUUCUGGGAGAGCAGGUCUGAAGGGGCAGGGCCCACGUGCUGAGCUGGUCACUGUGGUUCUGGAGAAACAAAAAUUCACCCUCGGUCUGAGUCUGUCCUUGUCUUGAGGGUCGUGUCCUGGGGAGAAAGGACGCGCAGACCCGGGGGCAGCGCCAGCGGGCCGGCCCAGGAGCCCGGGGCAGAGCUCUGCUCUGUCACCUUUCCGCAAACACAACGGUAGGUGGGUUUUUCUUCACCCCAUGACGACUUGUAAUAAACCUACAGCAAGCUUCAAUAGGCUCCAGGUUUCUGAAAACUCCAACCUGAUUAACCUCCAGGCUGUUACUUUUUAGCUCCACUCCAUUUUUUUGGUGUUUAAAUUGUAGAAAAAUGAAGGCAGCAACAGGAUCUAAUUGAACAAAUAUUACUCCAGCCUGUUUGCUUUGAGACGAAAACCAGAAUUGCGAUGUAAGAACUAUCACUAAGCUACUGCAAUAUCCUGAAAGGCAGCCAGAAGCUACAAACCCCACAACAGCAAAGGCAUCUAAAACCCAGCAAACUGGAAGCGGUGAGUCUGUCUGCAGCCCCUGCUGCUCCUGGGUAGUCGCAGGAGGCCCCAGCUCAGGCGCGUUACAGGAUUAGCACAGCAGAUGUUCUCAGUUCAAGCACCCAAAGCCAGUACUAGCAAAAAUGUUAAAAUACUUUGUCAGUGUCUUGAGCGUUUCUGCAAAAUAAUUUAUGGAAGUUGUGUUUUUUGUUUUUGUUUGGGGGUUUUUUCAAUAAUGAACUUAACUUUCUUUUGAUAUUUAAUUUUUGAAUAUAUUUUUUCCACAAACCUGGAUUUGCUGUAGUUAAUGAUCGUGAUCCUGAUUUCUUUUGUAAUUGUAAAUUUUAUAAUUUGUAAAAAAAAAUUAGAAUUCCUUCAAAAGAAAUUUACAAUAAAAUUUGGUUAAAAAUA
This is a messenger RNA of Phalacrocorax carbo (great cormorant), 9787 nucleotides long. NCBI's taxonomy places the organism in Eukaryota, Metazoa, Chordata, Aves, Suliformes, Phalacrocoracidae. The record is from RefSeq and is a predicted model, not a curated record.